Messenger RNA from Copidosoma floridanum, 1955 nucleotides. RefSeq names its product mpv17-like protein. The record is from RefSeq and is a predicted model, not a curated record. Gene Ontology annotation, cellular component: mitochondrion; membrane; cytoplasm. NCBI's taxonomy places the organism in Eukaryota, Metazoa, Arthropoda, Insecta, Hymenoptera, Encyrtidae.
AAGGGCCAAGGUCGAGGUGGCGGGUGUGUACGCGCGCGUAUUUUAUACUUAUACCUGCACGAAUGACGUAGAAAACGGCAUCAUCGCCAACUCUUCAUGCACCCCCCGCACCGAGAAUGCUGGCGUAUGAUUUAUAAUAAUUUUUCCUCGAGAUUAUGGUGCAAGAUUACAUCCAACUUGAUACCUAAUACGUGACUCCUGCUGGUCCGUACUGAUGGUGCAGCGCUCUCGGCGAGAAAUUAACUCGAUGAUCUUCGAUCCCCGUAACAACGGAGUUGUUAUUAAAAAAAAAAAAAAAAAAAAAAAAAAAAAAAAAAAAAAAAAAAAAAGUGAACAUCAAUAGUAUCAGCACGAAUUUUUAGAAAAAGUUAUAUAGAGGAUCUGAAUGAAUCAGAGAGUGUGUGUAUGUGUGUUGUUGCAUGAAGCGAUCUUGGCCGCAGAAAUGUCGCGAAAUCGAUCCCAAAGCAGCGACAACGACAGUGACAGUGCAGAGGCUCUGCGAGAGAGCUUUGACGAAUAGGUAGUCGUGGUCGUGACUCCACGUUACGUCACGCGUUAUCAUUAAGGAAUUCACGGGUACUCGUCGUAAAAUCAACUCGUCACUCUUUCUCCCGGAUUGAAUUAAUUCGCGCUAACGGACGUACACCACAGGUCUCUCUCCUUCUUGCAGUGCGUUUAUACCUAUACGUGUGAAUAAUAUAUAGUUAUACGGAUACAGGGCACGUAAACAAACACCAUAUAACAACUAUACUGCAACUGUUGUUGCUGCAUCUGUCACAUCGCUGCAUGCAGACUACCAGGAUGAGGGUGAUACUGCUUAAGUUUCGCGAGGUGACCAAGAAGUAUCCAGUGGUCAGGGGCAUGGCUUCUUACACGGUGAUCUGGCCCGUGGCCAGUCUUAUACAGCAAAAAAUAACGGGCAAGGAGCAGCUCGAUUACAUGCAGGCCGUCAGGUUCAGUAUCUACGGAGGUUUCUUUGUCGCUCCAACUCUUUACUGUUGGCUCAAAUGCGCCUCGCACUUUUGGCCCAGGGCAGAUCUCAAAUCAGCGAUCACCAAGGCUCUCGUUGAACAAGUGACUUAUGGGCCUAGUGCGAUGUGCUGCUUCUUCUUUGGUAUUAAUUUUCUCGAGUUCAAACCCAUCGAUGUCUGUAUACAAGAAGUUAAAGAGAAAUUUUGGCCAACCUACAAGGUUGGAGUUUGUGUGUGGCCAUUCUUGCAGACAAUAAAUUUUCUUUUAGUACCAGAAAAAAAUCGAGUAGUUUAUGUAAGCAUAUGCAGUCUCAUGUGGACCUCGUUUCUUGCCUACAUGAAGUCAAUAGAACCCAAGAGGCAUAUGGAAAUACCCCAGUAUGAUCCAGUUGUGGAACCAGAAGUCAAACACAAAAAAAAGAUAUUGAAUGACAGUACACUGGCGUCAGCCCUUAGAUAAUAUUACUUAUUAUUCUUACACAAAUUCACAAUUAGCUUAAUUUAUAAUUGUACAAAAUUUUUACUCUAGGUAAUUAAACAUUUUGUUACAUGUCUUGUUAUAAGUAACACAAUGCUUGUAAAGUGCUCUACUUAUAAGUGGUUAAUACUUAUAAACAGAGGUUACUUGGCAUUGUUGUUACAUCGUUGUAAGAAAAAGAAAAUUAGCCAAUUUAUCGUGAUUUCUUUUCGCGAGACGAAAAGAUCAAUGAAAGUAUUGAAAAUAGAGCUUGAUUUCUGAGCUUUAUCUGUAAAUAUAUAUACAUAUAAGUAUUUGUACUUAUGUAAAUGGCUGGAAACGCGAUAAACCAGUCGUAUCACGUAAAAAAUUGUUUUAUUUAAAUUAUCGUGUUAACUAUAUUAGAUGAUAUAUGGAUGUGUUUGAAAUUUUCUAAUGAAAGAGUACUGUAUUUAAAGGAAGCGGUACUGCACUAUUACAUGCUCUCAAAUGAUAAGGAAAAUAAAAAUGGAGCUGGUUCUAUCACA